Molecule: messenger RNA, 685 nt
Organism: Castor canadensis (American beaver)
Lineage: Eukaryota; Metazoa; Chordata; Mammalia; Rodentia; Castoridae
Source: RefSeq, a predicted model, not a curated record
CGAGGACCCGCUCGGCUCUGGGCGUUAGCAUCCUCGGCGCGUCGUCCCGCUCGCCUCGCUGCAGCUUGGCUUUUUUAUUUAUUUUCCUUUUUCUCUAGAUUUGGCAUUCUACAUUGAAGUCACCAUGGGCGUUUUCCAAACCCUGAUGAAAAAGAAGGAACUCAUUCCUUUGGCGGUGAUCAUGACUGUGGCAGCGGGUGGAGCCUCAUCGUUUGCUUUAUAUUCUCUGAAAAAAACCGACGUCAUUGUUGACCGGAAAAGAAAUCCAGAACCUUGGGAAACUGUGGAUCCUACUGUACCUCAAAAGCUUAUAACAAUCAACCAACAGUGGAAGCCUGUCGAAGAGUUGCAGAAGGUUCGAAGGGUGACCAGAUGACCAGUUCUUGCUUCUUUCUUCCAAAGAUUACUCUAUGAAUCUAGUGGAAACAUUUCUGCACAAACUAGAUUAUGGAACCAGUGUGCGGAAGUGCUUCUGCUACAUUUUUAGGGUUUGCCUACAUUCUUUGGACUCUGGAUAAGGAAUUAAAGGUAGUGCAGAAAUAACCACGUCAUCCAAAAAUAAGUUUCUGUGUUUAUUGUUGUAAAUUUGUAUUCUACAUGUUGAAAAUUUGCAGUGCCUGAAUAUUUCCUUGAAAUACAUAAAGAUUUGUAAAUUAGAUCGUUAUCUGUAAUAAAAUGCCAUUUG